ACCUCCACCCUCCCCGCUUGAAAUUUGCCAUCGAUCUCGUUCCUCGCCUCCAGAUUCACAAUUCAUUCCGCGCACGCCUUUCCACCAUUUGACCCUGAGCCCCGAGCCCCGAGCUAUCGGUCUGUUGGGUUCCCACCCUCCCCUCGCUUCGGUCGGUGUCAUCAGCGUCGAGAUGGCGUUGGCGAACGUGAAUUGGUGAACAGUCGCUGAACCCACUUUCUGGUCGGACUCGGAAUUUGAUUUGAUUGAUCGCAUUCACUGAUUGCGAGAGUGAUCGAGUGAUAGAGUCGGUGCGUGAGUGCAUGGUUGGUGGGAGCGGGGUCGAGGCGCGAGUCGAAUUUCAUAAUUCAAUGCGAUACGGAUUAGGACUGGGAGGAGGAGGAGGAGGAGGCGGCGGCGGAGACAGCUAUGGGGAACCCGGACUAUUGCAUGAAGCUGCUGCUGAUCGGGGAUAGCGGAGUUGGCAAGAGCUGCCUGCUGUUACGACUCUGCGACGACUCAUUCUCGAAGAGUUUCAUCACCACCAUCGGCAUCGACUUCAAGGUGAAGACCAUAGAUUUAGAGGGCAAGCGCGUGCGGCUGCAGAUCUGGGACACGGCCGGGCAAGAGCGCUUCCGGACCAUCACCACGGCGUAUUAUCGGGGGGCGAUGGGAAUCCUGCUGGUCUACGACAUCACGGACCAAGCCUCGUUCUCCAACAUCCGCAAUUGGAUUGGCAGCAUCGCCGAGUACGCGUCCGAGAAUGUGAACGUGAUUCUGGUCGGCAACAAGGUGGACAUGGACGAGACCAACCGCAAGGUCGAGACCGCCGAAGGCCAGGCCCUGGCCGACGAGUUCCAGAUUAAGUUCUUCGAAACGAGCGCCAAGACGAACACGAACGUGCACGAGGUGUUCGCCUCCAUCGCUCUGGAUAUUAAGCAACGCCUCGAGCCCCAAACGAACCAGCCGAGAACCCAUUCCGACUAUAGCAGGCAAUUCGAGCCGAGGCAGGUGCAGCAAUCCUCUGGCUGCUGCGGUGCCUCGUAAGCCAGCCAGCCAGCCAGCCAGCCGGCCAGACAAACAAACGAACGAACACAGAUGCUUGGCUUUUGGGCGGCAGCCUUGAUUUGGAUGUUUAGGUAUGUGUAAAGCUUCGAGAAAUUCCAGAGGAUGGAAAUUCCGCUGGGAUGCUCGGACAGUCAUCGAGGAGGAGCAGGAGGAGGAGGAGGACGACGACGAUGAAGAAGAUGUUGCUGAGAUCGGACCGGGCUAAAGUUAGGCUGGUCGCUGCCGGGCCAUAGACAGAGGCAAAUUGCAGAUCCGGAGAAGGCGAGGACGAGGACGAGAUGAAGGGUCGCACAUAUCGUAUAAUCAGAAAACUACACAUAUGUCAAAAAUUAUAUUCCAGCUCAUGUGGGUCGACACUUGAUGAACAGAAUGAUCUGAGGACUCGUACACAUGCAAAGGCUUCAGAUUAAGUAUCCUGUACUCGAAGGCCAUGGAUGUGCCCCCGAGAGUCGGCUUGGACUGCCACAAGAGGGAUCCCAGCAACUUGUUCACAUGUUUCAGGACUCUAAUCUAGGAGACGUACUCUGGUGGAAUGUUAGCAGGCAUGAUGCGGUGAAACUUCAUUUGAAUGCACAGCUCCUCAUGGAAGUUCACGCAGGAUGAUGACGAGCGUUCCAAUAUUGUCAGAAGCGCGUGCGCGGGACCUUGCUUGGGAGCAUUUGAACUCGAAUGUUCAUGACUAGAUAGCAACGGCGUCAAUUUCCAAGAUUUCUGCUAAAUCUCUUGGUGCAUUUGAGGAAAAUCAACAGUAAAGUGCGAUGUAGAGAUGUAAUGUCCACGCUGACAUAACUGACCUCACCAGGCAGAGUGUUGUGGUUGUGUUGUUAGUGUCCGAGCGGGGCUAACAGUAGCAUUAUGUUUAUGAUGCUAACCUUAUGCAUCUAUUUAAUGUUGAUGUCUCUUCAAUA
Messenger RNA from Marchantia polymorpha subsp. ruderalis, 1955 nucleotides. The record is from the annotation of a GenBank genome assembly. NCBI's taxonomy places the organism in Eukaryota, Viridiplantae, Streptophyta, Marchantiopsida, Marchantiales, Marchantiaceae.